Molecule: messenger RNA, 2269 nt
Organism: Ctenopharyngodon idella (grass carp)
Lineage: Eukaryota; Metazoa; Chordata; Actinopteri; Cypriniformes; Xenocyprididae
Gene: prf1.9
Product: perforin 1.9
Exons: 5
Coding region: 166-1932 (588 amino acids)
Biological process (GO): leukocyte mediated cytotoxicity
Molecular function (GO): calcium ion binding; pore-forming activity
Source: RefSeq, a predicted model, not a curated record
UGCGGGAACAUGCGGCUGGUGGAGGGGCGCAGCGGCCCGGCCUUCAUUCCUUAUCAUCCGCUGAUGCUGCAGCGCUCUAAUCCAGUCUGGACCAACUGGGAAGAGCCGGGGGUGGCGCGAGGACAGGAUGGAUUCAUAGGAUAAUAUCACACACCCAAAUUCACAAUGAUUCCUAUAGCUAUCCUGUGGUUUGGGCUUUUUCUGCACCUUCCUACUCCAACCAGCCCAGCGUGUUUUCGGGGUAAAGAAGCAGAGUGUCAAGAUGCUGAUUUUGCACCAGGAUCUGAUUUGGCUGGGGAGGGUUUCGACAUAACUAAGAUGCAACGCCUGGGGACUUUCGUCAUCGACAUGAGUAAGUGGGAGCUCAAAAACAACACAUGUAACCUGUGCAAAAAUCCAUUCAUGAACAACAAAAAGCAGAAGCUCCCAUUGUCUGUGGUUUACUGGAGGGCCACCCAAAAGUGCAGCAUGUCAUUAUCCAGCUCCAUUUAUGAGUCCAGCGAGUCCCUUGUCAGUUCCAGCACCUCCUCCGUAGAGAACAACUGGAAAGCCGGCCUGGGAAUAGGCAAUGUGAUGAAUAAGAUGUCGCUGAUGUUCGCUGGAACUAACUCUAGACUCGCUGUGUAUUCAAUGAGGAAGACCAAAAAGGACAAGUACAGCUUCAUCAAACAGUCUGCGUCCUGCGGAUACUACAGCUACAGGAUUUCCAGCCACUCUCCAAUACAUCAAGAACUAAACCUUGAUUUCACAAACCUUCCAGAGACAUAUGACAACCAAACAAAAGAAAGCUACUUGUCACUUGUUGAAAAGUUUGGCACACAUUACAUUGUCCAGGUGAAACUGGGUGGAGCUGUGCAAUCUGUGACCAGUGUCCAACAAUGCAAGGCUUCUCUACAGGACCUCAGUACAGAUGAGGUCAAAACAUGUCUGGACGUCGAGGCAUCUGCAAGUGUAACAGGGAGGAUUAGUGUAGACACAGCAUACCGUCACUGUAAACAGACCGAAGACAAAAAACUGAGCAAGCACAGUUUUGCUCACAGAUUUAGUGACAGGUUAACUGAAAUCACUGGUGGCCACACUCAAGACACUGCGCUUCUCUUCUCAGCCACCAAUGAUCCUGGAGCUUACAAACAGUGGCUCUCCUCAGUGCCAGGAAAACCAGAUGUAAUUUCCUUUUCAUUGAAACCACUCCAUAUGUUGAUGCCAGUCAAGAACCCAAAAUACGGCCAAUUACGCCGAGCCAUUCGUGACUACAUACUGCAGAGGGCCCUUUGGAAGAACUGCUCCUCACCUUGCAAGGUCGGUAUUGCAAGAAACCCCAAGGAACCCUGUGUGUGCAGCUGUCAUAACAGCCCUGGAGUAAAAGCAAACUGCUGCCCUACACAGCGUGGAAUUGCUCAAAUUACUGUAAUUGUGAAAAAGGCGACAGGUCUAUGGGGAGAUUACUUCACACAGACUGAUGGGUAUGUCAAGGUCCUGAGAAAUCACAAGGUCUUUCUAGGGGAGACGCCAGUGAUUUGGAACCGAAACUCACCAACAUGGAACUGGAAGUUUGAUCUCGGCAGCUUCGUUCUCUCUCAGUUUGGGGGUCUGAGACUAGAGGUGUGGGAUAGAGACAACAAGUGGGACGAUGACUUACUUGGGGCGUGCAACAUACAACUGAAUAAUGGCAAAAAAAGUAACUUCUGUUCACUCAACCAUGGUAUGCUGUACUACAAAACAUCUGUAACUUGUGGUCCUAGUUUAACUGGCUCCUUAUGCACAGAGUACGUGGGCUUUCCAAUGUCUUCCCAUCUGGAGAAGUUAUAUGUGUCACGACAUGCCCGGCCCAUCCCGGAAGAUGUGCUCGUGAAAAUGGGGGUGCUUUUAAAAGAGCGCCGCUUUCAGUUCAGUCAGACCAGUGAUCCUAAAAGAAAAACUCAGACUUUGUGAAAGCGAAAUAGAAAAUAAUGCUUAGCAUUAAAGCACAAUAAAAAAUAAAUAGCAUUAAAAAAAUUCGGAACUAUCAAACCAAUGUGUGUUUUGCUUCUCAGAAUUUGUAUUUUAGAAUUGGCAUUGACAUUUACUUUGUUUUCUUGAUGUUAUUCAGAUCUUUGUUAUGAUAUGUGACUGAUAGUUGACAUGUAGUUAAAAAGUUACUUCUAGUUAGUAAAAUGUCUAAAAUGGACUAUCACAGUGAAAGUGUAACCUUUUUCACUAUAUUUUCUGAUUAUGUUUUGCAUUUGCUUGCAUGCUAAUUUGUGUGGUUAAUAAAGCAAUUAUGAAAACA